Messenger RNA from Lepisosteus oculatus (spotted gar), 641 nucleotides. The record is from RefSeq and is a predicted model, not a curated record. NCBI's taxonomy places the organism in Eukaryota, Metazoa, Chordata, Actinopteri, Semionotiformes, Lepisosteidae.
CUGUGCGUGUCUGCGAUGAGGAUUGGGGUUCAAGCCAGACUCCCUGAUCUGCAGUACAGUAAUGCGCACACUGUCUCUCUCUCUCAGCUCAUUGUCCAGAAGGUGCUGGUGAUCUGUGCUGUGUGCGCAGUGCCUGUCCUGCUGCUUGGGAAACCUCUCCAUACCUACUGUAACCACCGAGCCAAGCUCAGAAACAAGCGCCCAUCUAAUUCAGACCGCCGCCCCCUACUGGCUUCAGAAGAAACAGCAUCUAUCAAUGCUGCUGAUGGAGAUCUGGAGAGUCAAGGAGCAGAGCAUGAAGAGUUCCAGUUCUCAGAGGUGUUCAUGCACCAGGCGAUCCACACUAUAGAGUACUGCCUGGGUUGCAUCUCCAACACUGCCUCCUACCUGCGGCUGUGGGCCCUGAGCCUGGCACACGCGCAGCUGUCCGAGGUGCUGUGGACCAUGGUGAUGCACCUGGCGCUGUCCUGGUCCGGUCUGGUGGGCUCGGUGGUCCUGUUCGUGGUGUUCUCUGUCUUCGCUGUCCUCACCAUCUCCAUCCUGCUGGUGAUGGAGGGCCUGUCCGCCUUCCUGCACGCCCUGAGGCUGCACUGGUGAGACACAGACAGGGGUCAGAGACUCUGGCCAUGGCCUGCGGUCAG